GAAAGAACCUACUCUAUGCAUUUCACACAAUUUAGUUCUGGCUCUUCCUAGUUAGCUUUACGAUACCGCAGUCACAUUGCCAUUAUGCAAUCGCAUGUGAACGCUUUUUCGUUCUCUGCAUCGGGCCUUAACACCUACGGUUUCCUGAACCAGGAGACGGACGAUCCAAAGCCCAAGAGGGCUCUUUCGGCAUACAACAUCUUUUUCAAGCAUGAGCGUGAAGAAAUCUUGAAGGCCACGCCUACUCGGGCCGAGGGGAAACCUCGGAGGUCCCAUGGAAAGAUCGGAUUUGCUGACCUUGCGAGAACGAUCGCUGGUCGCUGGAAGACGGUAGAUGUGGAAUCAAAGGCCAAAUUUAUCAGACUGGCCUCGCAGGACAAAGAACGCCACGCCAAGGAAAUGAAAGAGUGGAAAGAGAAACGACAAAAAAUCCUUAUUCCUCCCGCAACUUCUCUCGCCUCUAAUGCGACCGAUUGCUUUUUUCCGAGAAACUCCUUUUCCAAGAUGGAUCUGCACCGUCAGGAGCAGAUUUCAAUCAGAAAUCUGCUCUGUAACAUUCCAAGGAAAGGUGAGAACAUGACAACGACAGCGAUGUCGUCCCAUCAACUCCAACGGGCCAUCCCUCAAAGUUUGCAGUCAGGAGCGUUUCGCACUGGUCGGAGUCGGAAUGUACAAAUCCUUUAUUCAGAAGAAGCAGAUGACAUCGAACCAUUACCCAUUGAUUCACACGUGUUCAAAAGCGAAUUUGAAAGUCAUGAACAGAGCUACAGCACUCAAGAUAGCAAUUCUUACUGGUCACUUGAGCAAGAUGAUCAGCAAUAUUCGAGCUAUGAGGACGAAGACUUGUGGAUUCGUACAAACCCCACUCACUCUAUUCAAAGUGCGACAGCCUACAUGCCUCAUCAGAUUUCUCGGUGGAAUGAACAGUUCCCUUUAGAACAAAAUGGUUUGCGUCAUGAAAAUACGUACUGGAUAGGGGCGUACAUAUUAGAAAGCGCUCGAUUUCGUUUGUCAAGCAUGAAAUAUUGCCCCGUCACGUAUUUUCGUUUCAUCAGCGUAAAACAUUAUAGGAAGUCUACCAUGAGCUCCCCUCCAAACAGCAAGCAUCUGCAAACGGCUCACUACCAAGGUAUCGUCCGAGAAAAUGAAACAAUGAGCGAUGUUGCUCAAUGUAGAAAUGAAGCCCACAAGGAGCUUUCCAGGCUAAUUCGUCCAUCGUCUGCGUACAAUAUUUUCUUUCGCCAGGAACGCCUCCAUAUUCUGCAGCAAGCCCACUUGUCGUCCGAUGAGAAAACGCCAAAGAUAUCCCAGGAGAAAAUAGGUUUUGCCGAACUCUCCCGUACUAUAGCUGCACGGUGGAAGCAAGCGACGCCCGAGGUCAGGCAAAAAUUUGAUGAACUUGCGGAUGCGGAAAAAGAACGCAAUCAUGUGGUCGUGCUCGAAUGGGAACAACUCAAAAUGAACAAAAAGAAUCCUCAGGAAGUGUUCACAUCGGAAAAGCCUAGGCCCAAGCCAGACCAGCUGACAAAUGCCGAGGACAGCAAAUUUCUUGAGGACAUACGCAAAGCAAUUGCUCAAAAUACAAAGUUGUUGGUUGCUAUGAGGUCGGCCGUAUGCUGUAACACCAGGAUUCUGAAGUUUGCUGAAUGGCGAGGCUUCCGCACAAAGGGACAAAGAUUUCUUUCAACGAAUGAAAUACAUUGCAAAGGGGGAAAGCUACAGGCGUCCCGUGAAUUGUUGGGACCACCUCGAGCGAGUUCGCGUUAUGGAGUAUCACCGAACGUAUUUGACGAUGCAUACAGCUUUCCCCAACGCAAUCUAUCUAGUGCUCCGCUGAACCACCAACCCGUGACCUUCUCGUCUUUGCCAAGUGAGUGCUUGGGGCCCAACACCAUGACUUCGUACAACGAGCCGUAUCCGGGCAGCCACGCGGCAUGUUUUGAGCCUGUGUACCGGGAUUACGUCAACAACACUUGUUUUCCGCAGCGACCACUCUGCUUGCCAUCACGAAGCCAGCAGAAUACUCCUACAACAAAUCAUACCAAGCGGGGCUCUGACGCGUGA
Phaeodactylum tricornutum CCAP 1055/1 is the source of this 2064-nucleotide messenger RNA. RefSeq lists its product with no specific name. The coding region runs from base 85 to 2064 and encodes 659 amino acids. NCBI's taxonomy places the organism in Eukaryota, Bacillariophyta, Bacillariophyceae, Surirellales, Neidiaceae. The transcript has 2 exons. The record is from RefSeq and is a predicted model, not a curated record.